Funneliformis caledonium is the source of this 255-nucleotide messenger RNA. The record is from the annotation of a GenBank genome assembly. NCBI's taxonomy places the organism in Eukaryota, Fungi, Glomeromycota, Glomeromycetes, Glomerales, Glomeraceae.
AUGAAUAUGUCAAAUGUUUCCAAAAGAAGCAAUUCAAAUUUUUUACCUAUAGUCAAGUUUCCUAAUCUACUUAUAGAAGAAGAAAUACAAAAUUAUUUAAAUGCUUUAGCAACUAUCACCUCAAGUUCUCAACUCGAUCUUAUUACUAUUAAGACUGGCAAUUCAUUAUCAUUCUAUCAUGAUUCUGUUGAUUAUUCGGUUGAUGGAGAAUUCUUGGAUGAGAUAGAAGUGAUGGAAUAUUAUUCUAUUGACUAA